This is a messenger RNA of Gopherus flavomarginatus (Mexican gopher tortoise), 570 nucleotides long. It is a transcript of the gene SMLR1, whose product is annotated as small leucine rich protein 1. The record is from RefSeq and is a predicted model, not a curated record. The transcript is spliced from 2 exons. Bases 1 to 240 code for a protein of 79 amino acids. NCBI's taxonomy places the organism in Eukaryota, Metazoa, Chordata, Testudines, Testudinidae.
AUGGGUAACAUGCUGUCAGCAUUUGCAAAGGAGCUGCCUGCCUGGAUUAUCUUCACUGGGAUCUUCCUGCCAGUGGUUUUGCUCCUAUUGUUGCUCAUUGCCUACUUCAGGAUCAAGCUGAUAGAGGUUAACGAGGAAUUGGCCAUGAUCGAUGAUCCCACAAAUGCCAUGCUGAACUGCCACAUCCGGUACCAGAAACUGAGAUCUGAAAGAAAGAGAUUAAUCAAAAGAACACAAUGACAUUUAAGGGAGUUUCGCCUCAGAAAACAGGUUUGACAUGAGCAGUCAACUCAGGAGGUUUAAAAAUAACCUGUUGUAUUACAAAAGUCAUGGGGGAAACAAAAUGAUGGGAAGUUAGUGCAGAACAGUACAAAUGAAGCAGCUGCUGCUAUCUGAAAAGGGCUUGUAACAGUUUUGCUUUCUCUACAUGAUACUUAGUAAGCAACACUUCUCUGAACUCAUCAGCACCUGUGACUUAAUGCAAUGUACUUCAUUGGUUGGCUUCGGAGACACAGCAUUUGGGAAAAAACCUCAUUGCUCACUAUUCCUUAGAUGCUUAUAUCAAGUAGA